AUGGAACACCUAUCAACUCUGUUUAUAUCUACCAAUAUAUCUAUAUAUCUAUUUAUCUAUCUAACUUUGUCUGUUUAUAUCUAUCUAUCUAUCUAUCUAUCUAUUUUAUCUGUUUCUAUCUAUCUAUCUAUCUAUAUUAGUCUGUUUAUAUCUAUCAAUCUAUCUAUCUAUCUCACUUACUCUGUUUAUAUCUAUCUGCCAAUCCAUCAUUCUAUCUAUCUAUCUAUCUAUCUAUCUAUCUAUUUAUCUAUCUAUCUUAGUCUGUUUAUAUCUAUCUAUCUAUUUAUAUUAGUCUGUUUAAAUCUAUCUAUCAAUCUAUCUAUCUAUCUAUCUCACUUAGUCUGUUUAUAUCUAUCUGCCAGUCCAUCAUUCUAUCUAUCUAUCUAUCUAUCUAUCUAUCUAUCUAUCUAUCUAUCUAUCUAUCUUAGUCUGUUUAUAUCUAUCUAUCUAUCUAUCUAUCUAUCUAUCUUAGUCUUCUGUUUCUAUCUAUCUAUCUAUCUAUCUAUCUAUCUUAGUAUGUUUAUAUCUAUCUAUCAGUUUAUCUAUCUAUCUCACUUAGUCUGUUUAUAUCUAUCUGCCAGUCCAUCAUUCUAUCUAUCUAUCUAUCUAUCUAUCUAUCUAUCUAUCUAUCUUAGUCUGUUUAUAUCUAUCUGUCAUUCUAUCUAUCUAUCUAUCUAUCUAUCUAUCUUAUAUCUAUCUAUCUUUGUUCGUAUCUAUCUAUCUAUCUAUCUAUCUAUCUAUCUAUCUAUCUAUCUAUCUAAUUCUCUACUGGCCAGUUUAAAUAUUUUUAGCCCUUUCCUCAUUCUUGAUCCCUCCCUUCCUUCUCUCCUGAACGUCUCUAUCCCCAAUUUCAAUGAUCAUACUCGGGUGAUUACUCCCCCACCGAACUAA
Molecule: messenger RNA, 891 nt
Organism: Acanthosepion pharaonis
Lineage: Eukaryota; Metazoa; Mollusca; Cephalopoda; Sepiida; Sepiidae
Source: the annotation of a GenBank genome assembly